AUGUCGAACUACAGUCUAUUGACUAUUCAAGAAAUGAUAGAUACUGCUUUUGGAGAAGAGAAACAUAAUGUAGUUAAUUUCAAACUACUACAUACUAUAUUCUUUAUUCUCGCAAGCCAAUUACGGCUGUUGCAAAGAAAAGUAGAAGUUGAAAUUGAUCCCUAUAUGGCGAGGGUACCUUCAACUCUUUCGGUGACAGAAGUCAAAAUUAAAGCAAAUGUUCCAAAAAGGAGGAAAAAACCUAAAGGAAGUGGUAGUAGUGGUAGUAGCGGAGCUGGUGGUGGUGGGAAAAAGGGAAAGGGUGGUGUUGUUGAAAGUGCUAAAGGAAGUGGCGGAGGACAAAUAAGAAAAAAAAUUGAAGUUGCAGGAGAAGGUGUUACAGAAAAAGAAGCCAUCGGUUCCGUAAAAUCAGAAACUGAUAAAUCAUCAGAAAUAACGUCGACCGAUAAAACAACUUCAAAAUCAACUACUGACAAAACUACUACAUCUUCAUUAUUUAAAACAUCCACAUCACUGUCGUCUAAAACUGAAAAAUCGAGUACAGAUAAGUCUUCUGAAAUGAAACCAACCAUUAAGGAUUCUACAGAAGCGACUACAGAGUCCCAUAAAAAAAAGUUCUCCACUCAAGAUUAUCAUCAGCUGUUGGAAAUUGUUGAGCAGCAGAGAGAGCAAGAGCUUCGAGUUGUCAAUCAGAGGGCAGACUCAAGAGAGGAAGCAAAGAAAUUACCUACUCCUAUGGCUUCAUUAGAUGAAAUGGGUAAAAGGGAUCAACCACUAUCAGUUGUCACCCAAGAUCAGUAUGACCAUCUAGCUAAACAGGUCAGAGAAUUACAAGAGAAAUUCGGUACCGUCGGUAAAGCAGAGUUUCCGGAAAAUAUUGAAUUGAUGCAAGAGCUUCGAAGAGGUGCAUCUUUAACCGAUGCUAUGGCAGCUUUACAACUAUCAGCCCGCGUUGAAGCUGCUGAGAAAGCAUUAGAACAAAUGAUGGCUUUAAUAACUGACGUUGCAAAGCAAAAAGGCAUCGAUAUAUCAACAUUGCUAGAGAAAGUCGAGGAUGUCGAAACUGAAGUUUUGUUUGAAGGGCCAUCAGAAAUGGGUCCUAAAAGCAAAAAAACUAAAAAACUGAAAGGCAUAAGAAAAACAACUGUAGUGACUUCUUAUGAAAAAGUAGAAAUGAUACCACCUACAACGUCUGGUGACGCAAUACAAGAAAUAGAUGCUCGCUAUGAAGACGUACCACCAUCAGGAGAAACAGAUAUUCUAACUCCAGCUUUUAAGCCCAAUUGGGUCAGCCACCAGGAAUUGGAUGAUGCGAUGGCGCUACUUCAAGAGACCCUUUUAAAAGCGGUAACAAUUAAUAUCGAUAAAUCGAUGUCAAGCGCCGAUAGUGCUUUAAAUAUUGCAAAUCGUUUAGAAAGAAAACUUAACGAUGCUCUGAAUUUGAACACGAGAAUGGAUGAUUUAGAAACUUUAGUAACAGAGUAUGCUACUCAAAUAAAUACUUUAGACACGGGUUUAUCUGCAUAUAUGACUGACUAUCAAGAACAGCUUACACAAAUGCAACAUGACUUAGAGGCUGGAUUAGAAUCGAUGUCUGAAGCCAUAGCCAAUACUGGAGGAGACACUGCUGCUGCAGCAGAAUUAAAUACUAAUAUCACGAAUUUGCAAAUGGAAUUCGAUACUGCAAAUAUUAAACAGAAGAACUUGAAGGACCAACAGAGUCUUCUUUUUAUAGACCUUGAAGGUUUAUGGAAGCAAAUUGAGAUCCUUCGUGAAACAAAAUCGGAUCGUGAGGAAGUUGCUGAUGCGUUACGAGACAAAGCAGGGCUCGGAGCUCUGAAUGGUCUUGUAUCACAAGAACAAUUUGACGCAGUUCGGGGAGACUUCGAAAAACGCAUAGGUGCCGCUUAUGACAAAUUUAAUAAUCAAGAGAUUAUUUGGCAAAAAGCUAUAGAUGACCUCCUAAGAGAAUUGAAUGAGAAAGCCGAUUGGAUGCAAGUUGCCUCACUGCGUGAUGAUGUCAACGCUAACUUAGAAAAGUUAAGGCAAAAUAUUAAGUCAAUUAUGGAUAUAGUAGGAGAGCCAACUGCCGCUGCUAUAUCCAAAAAACUGUUCCAUGAUACGGCAUGCCUCUCAUGUGCUACUCCAGCAAUUAUGAAACUUGAAAAACCCGAUUUAGUACCAGCUCUUCCAGCUUUUCCAAAACCGGGCGAUCAGCUUGCUACCGAUAGUGAUACGAGCAAACCAAAGGAAGAUGGUGACCACUUAUUAUGUUACCCAGGUCGACCAAUACCCCAUCCGAAAGAUCCUAGAUCCCAUAUUUGUCAGAGGUAUUGUGGAGGUUCGCAUACGAUAAUUACUGGAGCAGUAAGUCGAGCUCCAGUAGGCAUGAUCAUCACUCCACUCCAAAGACGCAUCACCACAGCAAUUGGAACUGAUGGCAAAGUAUAUUUGACUGAUGCACCAGAUCAGGAAAUUAAGCCCUGUUUACCUUGUAAUGUGCCAAAACCAGUGCCUCCUCAACCAUCAGAAGCUGACGAAGCACCUACAGUUGACAUGGAAUCUGCUUCACUCAACUUUCUAAUGCAAGCUGCAUCGUUAGCAGUACCGUUGGACAGCAUUUCGGUCACGCCACCACCACCCCUCGAUGAUGACUAA
This is a messenger RNA of Danaus chrysippus (African queen), 2658 nucleotides long. Lineage: Eukaryota; Metazoa; Arthropoda; Insecta; Lepidoptera; Nymphalidae. The record is from the annotation of a GenBank genome assembly.